Messenger RNA from Perkinsus marinus ATCC 50983, 876 nucleotides. RefSeq names its product Protein pob, putative. Gene Ontology annotation, biological process: protein folding in endoplasmic reticulum. The record is from RefSeq and is a predicted model, not a curated record. NCBI's taxonomy places the organism in Eukaryota, Perkinsozoa, Perkinsida, Perkinsidae. Bases 5 to 823 code for a protein of 272 amino acids. The transcript has 7 exons. Gene Ontology annotation, cellular component: membrane; EMC complex.
GAAGAUGACAACGCCUAUCCUUCUGGACCCGUUGAUCCGAGACUUUGUCCUCAUCCCCAUCGUGGUGGUGGUGAUCAUGAGUAACAUCAUACGGAUGAAUUUGAUGCAAAUCUUGGGACGAGCGACUCCAAAGGCGGACCCGGACGAAGUUAAAAAGCAAAAACUGUUUACUCGUGUGAAGUUACUGAGAGCUAACGGGCACUUCCUCACAGAGAAGGCGUUCCAGUCUAAGAAAGCGCUCUAUCUCAAGAAGGACCAAGGUCUGCUGUGGCAGGUCCCUCCCCAGAAGAACGCCAUGGAUGCUAUGAUGCAGGCUCAGUCCGACCCGAGUAUGGCCACUGGGAUGAUGAAGAAUCAGUUCAUGUUCUUGGGUAUACAUGGUACGCUCGGCUACUGGGUCUCCCACCUAUUCAGUGGCUUCCUUGUGGCCAAGACUCCGUUCCCUCUCACAUUUAAAGUGAAAUCAAUGCUACAGCGAGGAGUGGAUGUUCCAGCCUUGGACACUUCGUAUGUCUCCUCCCUUUCCCUGUACUUCUUUGUUUCGAUGAGUAGCCAAGGUAUUAUGCAACUGUAUCAGCAAUUGAGGUCGUCGGGCGACGAUGCUUCUAUGGCAGCGGCUGCUGAUACCUCUGGUGAGGAUAUGAUGAUGAUGGGAGGGAUGAUGGCUCCUCCGCCACCACCGAUGCCCAUGGGAGGUGGUGGUGACGUCAAGAAGGCGUUCGAGACUGAGCGGGAGAACUUGGAUAUUGUACAGCAUAAAUUUGCCCUGGAGGACGCUGAGGCGAGACUCCUCGAAAAAUGGCUAGGGGCAGGCGAUGAAUAAAGAACAUUCCUUACCCGAUUACCAUCACACUCAAGCUGAUAAAUUAUUGAGUU